AUGUCACGUACCGCCAUACCACGCGUAGUACUACGUAUUAGCUCAAGAAGCCCGUUGUGCGCCUCUUCGAGGGUAAUUGAGGCGCCUAGCCGUAGAAUUCCUCUUUUGCGCCCAACACCACAAUGCUCUUCUCAUACCGCUCGGAGCUUUUCAGUGAGCACACACCUACAAAAGAAGGCCGGUAAAGCGAAUAAAACCCGUGCGAGAACCGACUCAGCUCCGCCUGUGACCAACCCGGGGCCCCGCACACCUACCGAUGAAGCCUACGAUAUCUCGGGGCUCGAGGCACGGAUCCUCAGGGCCCUGGAGAAGCUCACGCAUGAUCUUAGUCAGCUGCGCGGUGGAGGAAGGAUGAACCCGGAUAUCGUGGAGAGCUUGAAGGUGCAAUUAGGCACGGCAGGACACGGCAAAGAGAGUGUGAGACUGGGAGAUAUCGCACAAGUCGUCCCGAGAGGGAGAGUGCUGAACGUCAUUUGUGGAGAAGAAGCGCACAUCAAGCCCAUCAGCACCGCGAUCGCAGCUUCACCGCACUCGCUCACGCCUCUUACACCCGAGCCCACCAACCCUCUCACGAUCCAAGUCCCGCUACCACCUCCAACCGGAGAAUCACGUCGCAUGGCCGUGGCGGAAGCCGUUAAAGCCUCGGAGCGCGCAGACAAAGAUAUACAAAAGGAGCGACAGGACCACAACAAGAGGUUGAGGAACUUUGAGCUCAACCGCUCCGUGCUGCCAGAUGAUCUUCAAAAGGCGAAGAAGCAGAUGGAAGAGGUGGUGAAGAACGGACACGAAGAGGUUAAGCGCAUCAGUGACGGCGCGAAGAGGGUGCUUGAGAGUCAGUAA
This is a messenger RNA of Alternaria alternata, 840 nucleotides long. Its product is annotated as ribosome recycling factor. Gene Ontology annotation, cellular component: mitochondrion. Bases 1 to 840 code for a protein of 279 amino acids. The record is from RefSeq and is a predicted model, not a curated record. Gene Ontology annotation, molecular function: ribosomal large subunit binding. Gene Ontology annotation, biological process: translation. The transcript is spliced from 3 exons. Lineage: Eukaryota; Fungi; Ascomycota; Dothideomycetes; Pleosporales; Pleosporaceae.